Messenger RNA from Drosophila suzukii, 986 nucleotides. RefSeq names its product serine protease grass. The record is from RefSeq and is a predicted model, not a curated record. Lineage: Eukaryota; Metazoa; Arthropoda; Insecta; Diptera; Drosophilidae. Gene Ontology annotation, biological process: proteolysis. Gene Ontology annotation, molecular function: serine-type endopeptidase activity.
GUUCUCCCUGGCAUAACGACUUAUCUUUCAGUUUGCUUGCAUCGCUUCAAUCGAAAUGUACUGGGUUUUGCUGUUAGGAUACCUCUUUUUAGGAAAUCAUCAAGUAAAUGCACAGUUUCUGGAGCCAAACUGCGGAUAUAUGUCUCCGGAGGCCCUGCAGAACGAAGGCCACCAAGCACACAUUUCGGAAAGCCCUUGGAUGGCUUACUUGCACGACUCCGGAAAGUUUGUGUGUGGCGGCUCGCUUAUAAACCAUCGAUUCAUCCUGACAGCCGCACAUUGCAUAAACAACGAAGAGAAUUUAACAGUGCGAUUGGGGGAGUUCGAUAGCUUAACCAGCCUCGACUGUAGCGGUUCCGAUUGCAUACCACCCUCUGAGGAGUUCGAGAUCAACUUGGCCAUUCGUCAUAGUGACUACUCGAGAACCAAUCGCUAUCAUGACAUUGGGUUACUCCGUUUGGCCAAGUCGGUAGAGUAUAAAGUACACAUCAAACCGAUUUGCCUGAUCACAAAUACUGCCCUUCAGCCACGAAUUGAGCGCCUCCAAAGAUUGGUUGCCACAGGAUGGGGAAGCGGCUUGUCCGGAUCUCCGAGCCACACUCUGAAAUCCAUUCGAGUUACUCGAGUGGAUAGAAGUGAGUGCCGCAGGAGGUACCUGGUCAAUUGUCGCAGGGAUCAGAUCUGCGUGAGCCACGAGUCCGGAGAGUCCUGUAGCGGCGACUCCGGAGGACCCAUGGGUCAUGCGUUUCUGUAUGACAAUCAAGUGGUCUUCGUUCAGGUCGGAAUUGUCAGUUAUGGCAACCCAGAGUGCCACAGUCCUAGUGUUUUCACGGAUGUAAUGCGUCAUGUAGCUUGGAUCAAGUGGGUUGUUGACCGCCACAUCGAAUAAUCAAGACAAAAACAUUUGCUUUAUAAUGAUAAUUUUAAAAUAAGCGCCAAAACUAUUACCUACAUUUUAGAACUAGUAAAUAUCUGCAAAUCUUUAU